GCUGCUGACACAAACGGUCAUUAGCAGAUGACCCUUUUGUAACAAGCUAUGCUUUAAAAUGUAAACUGUGGGGCAUUUUCCUUGCAUUGUCCAGAAGGAACUUUCUCCUGCCUGAGCCUGGAUUAAUCAUGAGAGAGCUCGUCAACAUUCCACUGGUACAUAUUCUUACCUUGGUUGCCUUCAGCGGGACUGAGAAACUUCCAAAAGCUCCUGUCAUCACCACUCCUCUUGAAACAGUGGAUGCCUUAGUUGAAGAAGUGGCUACUUUCAUGUGUGCAGUGGAAUCCUAUCCCCAGCCUGAAAUUUCCUGGACGAGAAAUAAAAUUCUCAUUAAGCUCUUCGAUACCCGGUACAGCAUUCGGGAGAACGGGCAGCUCCUCACCAUCCUGAGUGUGGAAGACAGUGAUGAUGGCAUCUACUGCUGCAUAGCCGACAAUGGCGUAGGAGGAGCUGCGGAGAGCUGUGGGGCUCUGCAAGUGAAGAUGAAACCUAAAAUAACUCGUCCUCCCAUAAAUGUAAAAAUAAUAGAAGGAUUAAAGGCAGUUCUACCAUGUACUACAAUGGGCAAUCCCAAACCAUCCGUGUCAUGGAUUAAGGGAGACAGCGCUCUCAGGGAAAAUUCCCGCAUUGCAGUUCUUGAAUCUGGGAGUUUAAGGAUUCAUAAUGUGCAAAAGGAAGAUGCAGGACAUUAUCGAUGUGUGGCAAAAAACAGCCUCGGGACGGCAUAUUCCAAAUUGGUGAAGCUGGAAGUUGAGGAGGAAAGUGAACCUGAGCAAGAUAAUAAAGUUUUUGCCAGAAUCCUGCGGGCUCCUGAAUCCCACAAUGUCACCUUUGGCUCCUUUGUGACCCUGCGCUGCACAGCAACAGGCAUCCCCGUCCCCACCAUCACCUGGAUUGAAAACGGGAAUACUGUUUCUUCCGGGGCCAUUCAAGAACGAGUGAAAGACCGAGUGAUUGACUCAAGACUGCAGCUGUUUAUCACCAAGCCAGGACUCUUCACAUGCGUAGCUACCAAUAAGCAUGGAGAGAAAUUCACCACUGCUAAGGCUGCAGCCACCGUCAGUAUAGGAGAAUGGAGUAAACCACAGAAAGAUAGCAAAGGCUACUGUGCCCAGUACAGAGGGGAGGUGUGCAAUGCUGUGCUGGCAAACGAUGCUCUUGUUUUCUUCAACAACUCCUACGCUGACCCUGAGGAGGCCCAGGAACUGCUUGUCCACACCGCCUGGAGUGACCUGAAGGCAGUGAGCCCGCUCUGCCGGCCGGCUGCUGAGGCUUUGCUGUGUAACCACAUCUUCCAAGAAUGCAACCCUGGGGCGGUAUCUACUCCCAUACCCAUUUGCAGAGAAUACUGCCUGGCGGUACAGGAGCUCUUCUGUGCAAAAGAAUGGCUGGCACUGGAAGAGAAGACCCACAGGGGACUCUACAGACCGGGGCCACAUCUGCUCUCCCUGCCUGACUGCAGCAAGCUCCCCAGCAUGCACUGGGACCCGCUGGCCUGCACCAGACUGCCAUUUUUAGAUUUUAAAAAAGAAAACCUAACAACAUUCCCACCAAUGACGUCCUCAAAGCCGAGUGUGGACAUUCCAAAUGUGCCUUCCUCCUCCUCCUCCUCCUCUGCCUCGCCCACAUACUCCAUGACUGUAAUCAUCUCCAUCAUGUCCAGCUUUGCAGUAUUUGCGCUUCUUACCAUAACUACUCUUUAUUGCUGCCGAAGACGAAGACAAUGGAAAAAUAAGAAAAGAGAAUCGGCAGCAGUGACCCUCACUACUCUUCCUUCUGAGCUCCUGCUAGACAGACUUCAUCCCAACCCCAUGUACCAGAGGAUGCCACUUCUUCUGAAUCCCAAAUUGCUCAGCCUGGAGUAUCCAAGGAAUAAUAUUGAAUAUGUGAGGGAUAUCGGAGAAGGAGCAUUUGGAAGGGUCUUUCAGGCAAGGGCUCCAGGCUUGCUCCCCUAUGAACCGUUCACCAUGGUGGCGGUGAAGAUGCUCAAGGAAGAGGCUUCGGCAGACAUGCAAGCUGACUUCCAGAGGGAGGCGGCCCUCAUGGCGGAAUUUGACAACCCUAACAUUGUGAAGCUCUUAGGUGUGUGUGCCGUGGGGAAACCCAUGUGCCUGCUCUUCGAAUACAUGGCCUAUGGUGACCUCAACGAGUUCCUCCGCAGCAUGUCUCCUCACACUGCGUGCAGCCUCAGUCACAGCGACCUGUCCAUGAGGGCUCAGGUCUCCAGCCCUGGGCCCCCGGCCCUCUCCUGUGCUGAGCAGCUCUGCAUAGCCAGGCAGGUAGCAGCCGGCAUGGCCUACCUCUCAGAGCGCAAGUUUGUCCACCGGGAUUUAGCCACCAGGAACUGCCUGGUGGGAGAGAACAUGGUGGUGAAAAUUGCUGACUUUGGCCUCUCUAGGAACAUCUAUUCAGCGGACUACUACAAAGCUAAUGAGAAUGAUGCCAUCCCUAUCCGCUGGAUGCCACCUGAGUCCAUUUUCUACAACCGCUACACCACAGAGUCUGACGUGUGGGCCUACGGUGUGGUCCUGUGGGAGAUCUUCUCCUAUGGCCUGCAGCCCUACUACGGGAUGGCCCAUGAGGAGGUCAUUUACUAUGUGCGAGAUGGCAACAUCCUCUCCUGCCCUGAGAACUGCCCCCUGGAGCUGUACAACCUAAUGCGGCUGUGCUGGAGCAAGCUGCCUGCGGACAGACCCAGUUUCGCCAGUAUUCACCGAAUCCUGGAACGCAUGUGUGAGAGGGCAGAUGGAGCUGUGAGUGUCUAAGGUUGAACAUGUGCAAAUGAAACACUGCCCUUUCCUCUCAGGCUCUGUGAGCCAGAGGAACACAAUGCGAGAGGCCCACCCUAGAUAGGAGGAAUAAUAGUAGACGUGAGGAGCUUGUUGUUUGUUUCUCCGGAAAAACAAAGACUGCAGAACUCAGAUAGUAGACCAAUCUAUUCAAAGUUAAUGAUUGGAAAUGCAGGUUAGGAACCCGUCACAGACAACCAGAGAUAACUAAUCUUCCUCAUGGGAAAAGUUUGCUUUGGAUUACAUACUGUACAGGAAAGAAUGUCAUCUGUUCAGUUCCUGAAUUAGCCGGCAGCGGAGUAAGACUCUGCUGUAUUAAAUUUUAAUAUGAAAUGUGAUACAGAGCUUCACUUUUAAUAGAGUUAAAUCCUGUCCAUUAUGGAAGCAGUGUAGUUUCAAAUAAGACAUUUAUGUAGGCACAGAAAACUAAAAAGAAGGAAACUCCAUUAGUCGUCUCCCUACCCAAAGGUGGGUGUUGGCUUUUUACUGAACUUCUUUCUUGCAUUUGAUGCAUACUUUUAUACUUGUCUGUGGCCUACGGAGUGGUGGUUUACUUUACAGAUAGGGUGUCCAAGGAAUAAAAUGACAAGUCAGCAAGGCCUCAUUCUUGCCGGAAUUCUUAGUUCCCUCCUCCCUUUGUGCUGCUUCUUUCUCCUUUGGAAGUUUUUCAUUUGUAUGUACUUGUCAUGAAUUUAAUCUGUUUAUUUUGUUCCUAAAGUUUUUCUGAAAAAAUA
This is a messenger RNA of Miniopterus natalensis, 3523 nucleotides long. It is a transcript of the gene MUSK, whose product is annotated as muscle associated receptor tyrosine kinase. Gene Ontology annotation, biological process: multicellular organism development; protein phosphorylation; cell surface receptor protein tyrosine kinase signaling pathway. The record is from RefSeq and is a predicted model, not a curated record. Lineage: Eukaryota; Metazoa; Chordata; Mammalia; Chiroptera; Miniopteridae. Gene Ontology annotation, cellular component: signaling receptor complex; plasma membrane. Gene Ontology annotation, molecular function: transmembrane receptor protein tyrosine kinase activity; Wnt-protein binding; ATP binding.